AGCUCCUUUUGUAUAAUGAAGAUCUGACUCUCACAUCAGAGUCAGCAAAAGCCUACGCCUGUUUCUGCUAUUUCCUCCGUGGAUGAACUUGCGUGCUGGAUGGACUGGGAUUUGCAAGCUGUUGUGAGAGGGCACACCGGUGAAGCCCCAGAAACAACGACGAUCAUAGAUAUCACACAUCCUAAUUUUCCUCAUUUCUGUUCUGAAUUACAAGUUCACGAUGAUCCUUUCCGCAGUACUUUUCCAGAAUUCUCAGAUACCACGAUGGUGCUUGAUGAAUUGGGAGAGCUUUACAAGCCUUUCUAUCCUGUUUUACAGCCUCUUUCAACACAAACAAUCACAACGACUUCCGUACCCAUCCCUAAACAAGUCAAACCAUCAGAGGAAGCACAAGAUUUGCACGAAUCUCCAAGCAGAAGAAGCAAGAAGAACCAGAACAAGAGAAUAGUGAAGCAGGUGAGAGCAGAUGGAUUAUGCGACGCAUGGGCAUGGCGUAAAUACGGGCAGAAACCGAUCAAGGGAUCGCCAUAUCCCAGAAGCUAUUACAGAUGCAGCAGCUCCAAAGGAUGCUUGGCGAGGAAACAAGUGGAAAGGAGCCAUUUGGAUCCUGAAGUUUUCAUAGUGACUUAUACUGCAGAACACAGUGAUCAUCACCCACCUCGCUCCUCUCGCAAAACUAGGCACUCCAAUAUUCCACCUGAAACUACACAACACACGUCUUCUCCUUUGGAAGACUCCAUUGAAGAAGAUGAGCCAAUUGUGUCCAGUGGGUCAAGCCAGCGCUUGAACAAAGAUGCUGACAUUGGUCAGAUUGUCACAGAUCAGAAUAUAUUAACCAAUGGUGAUUGGUUUCCAAGUAUAGACGAACUUGACGGGCUUAGCCAAGAAUUUGCAUUAGAUGGUUACCUUUACGGCCAAUCCUGAGACGUAGUCAAUGGGGCUCCUUGACCCCCAACUACCCCUAAUUAAAGCUACCAUUUUUCUUGUAAUAUAACUCCCCGUCCACCCCUUUAUAAUUUCAAUUCAUUUUCUUGCCAUUUA
This is a messenger RNA of Neltuma alba, 1041 nucleotides long. RefSeq names its product probable WRKY transcription factor 29. The transcript is spliced from 2 exons. The record is from RefSeq and is a predicted model, not a curated record. Gene Ontology annotation, molecular function: transcription cis-regulatory region binding; DNA-binding transcription factor activity. Bases 100 to 924 code for a protein of 274 amino acids. Lineage: Eukaryota; Viridiplantae; Streptophyta; Magnoliopsida; Fabales; Fabaceae. Gene Ontology annotation, biological process: regulation of DNA-templated transcription. Gene Ontology annotation, cellular component: nucleus.